Molecule: messenger RNA, 1032 nt
Organism: Zootoca vivipara (common lizard)
Lineage: Eukaryota; Metazoa; Chordata; Lepidosauria; Squamata; Lacertidae
Product: melanin-concentrating hormone receptor 1-like
Biological process (GO): neuropeptide signaling pathway
Cellular component (GO): neuron projection; plasma membrane
Molecular function (GO): neuropeptide binding; melanin-concentrating hormone receptor activity
Source: RefSeq, a predicted model, not a curated record
CCAACUCCCUACACCAACGUGAUCAUGCCGAGUUUGUUUGGCAUCAUUUGCUUCCUCGGCAUCGUCGGGAACCUCAUUGUGAUCUACACCAUUAUCAAGAAGAAGAAGCUGAGGUGCAAACAGACAGUGCCCGACAUCUUCAUCUUCAACCUCUCAAUUGUGGACCUGCUUUUCCUGCUGGGUAUGCCUUUCCUCAUCCACCAACUCCUUGGCAACGGGGCCUGGUAUUUUGGAGCUCCUUUAUGCACCAUCAUCACCGCUCUGGACACCAACAGCCAGAUCACCAGCACCAACAUCCUGACAGUCAUGACCUUAGACCGUUACCUGGCCACUGUCUAUCCUCUGAAGUCCACUUAUGUCCGGACGCCAUGUGUGGCAGCCUUAGUGAUUGGCCUGGUGUGGCUCCUCUCUCUCCUGACUAUCAUCCCAGUGUGGAUGUACGCGGGGCUGAUGCCUCUAGAGGAUGGAAGUGUCCGCUGCGCCCUUUUGCUUCCCAACCCUGAGACGGAUAUCUACUGGUUCACCAUCUACCAGUUCAUGCUCGCUUUUGCCAUCCCACUGUUCAUCAUCUGCGUGGUCUACUUUAAGAUCCUCCAGCAUAUGGCUACCACUGUGGUGCCCUUGCCCCAGAGGAGCCUCCGGGUACGUACCAAGAAGGUCACCCGAAUGGCAGUUGCCAUCUGCUCUGCCUUCUUCAUUUGCUGGGCGCCCUUCUACAUCCUUCAACUGGUGCAUCUCGGAAUAGACACCCCUUCCGUGGCCUUCUUCUAUGCCUACAACUUUGCCAUCAGCUUGGGCUACGCCAACAGCUGCCUCAACCCCUUCCUCUACAUUGCCCUGAGCGAAACCUUCAAGCGCCAGUUCAUGGUGGCCAUUCGUCCGGCCAAGGAGCAGUUCCGGGUCAACAACAACAACAACAGCACAACGGAAGCCAGCGUGUGUCUGAAGCUUGCCCCAGAAUCCACCCAGCAAACUCAGUUUCUGGAGGACUUUUCUCCACACUCGCUGCCUGUGACGGUUGCCAUUCACUGA